CUCACCCCACUUGACUCGCUCGAGAGCGCUCUGCCUACUCACAUCCAGCGGCUCUGGCUCUCCCCACCUCCGCAGUCCGUACGGUCUUCCCCACCCGACGAUCGCCAUCUCCCCCACCAGAAACGGACGGGAGUGCAUCGUGAUAGACUGAUAAUGCAGAGAUGAUGGCCCCAAGGCCACCAAUGGGGAGGAGCUCCAGCAGGUUUCCUGUGGCUGCAGGAGACCGGCUGAGCUCGUUGCCGGACCGACCUCCUUCACGCCAUCAUGUCGUUCCUCCCGGUGCGGCAGGCUGUGCAGACAUGUGUGCUGUCACGAAGGUGGGAGCACCUCUGGUGCUCCAUGCCAUGUCUCAACAUCGAUCAACCGGAGUUCAAGGCAAGGGGAGGUAGUCAGUUUGAGGAAUUUGUCAACAACCUGUUGAUGUUUCACAGUGCCACAUCGUUGGAUAUGUUCCGGUUUCGUUUUGCAUGCGGCUAUCAGUUUAAAGUCGUUGAGCGAUGGAUCCGCCGUGCAAUGAAGUGCUGCCCUGCAGUGAUGGAGAUAUACUCUUCUAGUGGUCUCUUUCAUAGAUUACCUCAUUUGGGUUCCAGUGCCUGUCGCCUCAAAAAGCUGCAUCUUGUUGCUAUUUCUCUGGACGAGAGUUUCACUCAGCAGCUUCCUUCUGGCUGCCCUGUCCUAGAAGAUUUGGAGCUCAACAAAUGCCAUCUUCAUUCUCCAGAAAUCAAGUCUUACACCCUGAAGAACUUGAUAAUCACGGGUUGUACAACUUACAGUGGUCGUGUGCUGACCAUCACAGCUCCAGCGCUAGUUUCUUUUUACCUGGUCAUUACUGUUGUUGAAUGGAACUCGGAUUAUGGUGUUUUGGUGAAUGAGAUGCCAGCCCUUGUAAAAGCAAAGGUUUGUUUGGAAAGCAGCUCACCAGAAGGACCAUGCAAGCUUCUUUGCAGUCUGACUAACGUGAGAAAUUUGGAGUUAUCUGGUUUAGAAACAUUGUCGAUACUUCGUGGGACAUCGGAUACUUUCCCAACAUUUUCUAAUCUCAGAACCUUGCUGUUCAAUGGAUGUGAUCUGAGUGAUGACUUCGGGAUGCUUGGAUGCUUUCUGAACAACAGCUAUAGUUUAGAGAAGCUUACUCUGGAACACUGCAAGCUUUCAGAAGGUUCCAAGAAAAGGAAAAGAAUGCAAAAUCCAAAGAGGAUAUCUAUAAAAUGUCAUGACACAAUAACUUUCCAGUGCCCGAACUUGAAGUUGACCGAAAUCAAGUAUAAAGAAGAUGACGUACACCAGCUGUUUGGCCUUUUGUCUGGCAUUUGGAGGAACCUACAGAAGACUACCAUCAUGCUUACUAAAGCUUGAAGUAUCUAAACCCAGUACCUUUUGCAAUGCUUCUGGCCUAUAGUUUCUUUGAAAUGUAGCAUGCCCUUUAUCAUCUCCCGCUAUCUUUCCAAGCAACUUGUUUUGAGUGGUUUUUCUAGAUGUCAAAUUUGCAACCGUGCUUACCACAUCUAUGUGACUAUGUAUUGGAGGGAAGUAAACCCUUUUCGGUACCCAAUGUUGCAUGUGUUGCUUCUUGCAAGAAAGGAAAAACUCUAGUGGAAUAUCGUAAGAAGCACCUUUACUUUUUAGAAAUGAACGGUUGUGGCCUAUGACCUGAUUGUGGUGAUGACUGAUGAUUGAUGGGCUGAUGGCCAU
Molecule: messenger RNA, 1692 nt
Organism: Setaria italica (foxtail millet)
Lineage: Eukaryota; Viridiplantae; Streptophyta; Magnoliopsida; Poales; Poaceae
Product: putative FBD-associated F-box protein At5g38570
Exons: 4
Coding region: 265-1356 (363 amino acids)
Molecular function (GO): protein binding
Source: RefSeq, a predicted model, not a curated record